UUCAAUGCAAACAUUUAAAAGUAUUUUGUUUAGCAAAAUACAUAGUGAAAAUCAAAUUUAAAGUACAGAUAGAUUCAACCUUCACAAUUUUAUCUUACAAGAUCAAGUUACUGAUAAACAAUAAAUCAGCACUAUGUAAUACCAUGUGUUACUAUCAAUCAAUUAUAUUUCAGUCCAACCUGUAUAAUAUUGAAUGCACCGAGAGAAAAUGACGGGUAUAUUUGUUCUUUUUGAACCUUGAUGACUUUCAUUGACUUCCGCUCAAACUCCUAUCUUUCAAAUAACAGGUACUUCAAGACAGUUUGCUACGCAAGGCCGUAAAGGCGAACAGUUAGCAACACGGUAUUCGGCACAACUGGCUGCUUUCACUUUUGCUUCGCCUGCUUGUAUAAAUCCUAGUAUCCACAUAGGAUCUGGAAGAUUUUUUAACGUCAAUUAUUUUUUACGGGAUACGCCAUGCGAUUUGUGAUACCCCUGUUUUUCCUUAUUACCAUGGUGGUUCAUAUCCUUGGAUAUGAUCCUGAGGACGAUUCAUUGAAGGAUAUAUUGUUACCGGAAGGUCAAUUUGAAGCCUUUUAUCUGAAGGGGCCGCAGGGUGAGCAACAAAAUGCUGCAAGACCAGCUCAUCUUCAUGGAUCCUUCAAUCAGUAUAGAAAUCCUGCUCUUGUCGGCGUCCCUAACAGUGCCGCUUAUGGUUUCCGGUUCGAUGGAAAGAGACGGUUUAAUUAUGAUUGAUAGUAUACUAGAUAUGUAUACUAAUCGUAAUGAAAAUAUGAUUCACUUUCAAAUAAAAUAAUUACCUCAAAUUUA
Molecule: messenger RNA, 810 nt
Organism: Cephus cinctus (wheat stem sawfly)
Lineage: Eukaryota; Metazoa; Arthropoda; Insecta; Hymenoptera; Cephidae
Exons: 3
Coding region: 457-735 (92 amino acids)
Source: RefSeq, a predicted model, not a curated record